UGCUGUACGGGGAACAUGUUCGGUGUGCGCGCAGACCAAGAUUGGGUCGGCUUGGACGACGCGCCAGCGACGGACUCAUCCGGGACUGUGCCGACAUGGCGCGAAAACAUGACCGCCGCCAUGUGUGCUAUUCCAUUGCCGAGCUUCCCGUUCUCAUACCAAGACGAGAACUUCGUGGUUGCCGCCCUCUUCUGUGCCGUCGAGGAGGGAAACUACGCCGGCCUGGAGGAGCUCUUCUCGAUGUCCCACAUCAACCCCAACCAAAGCAACAAGCAUGGGGAGACAGCCGUCCACAUCGCAGCAGGCCUGGCCCAAUUGCAGAUACUCAAGCUGCUGCACUCAAAGGGAGCCAACCUGAAGCUUUCAGACAGCCAUGGGGACAGUGCCAUGUACUGGGCAGCCCGGCAGGGUCACACGGACGUGAUCCAGUACCUGUGGGAGAACGGAGUCUCGGUCGACUGCCAAAACAAGUCGGGCGAGACUGCCCUGCAUGUUGCCGCCCGCUACGGUCACCACCCAGCGGUCAAGCUUCUUUGCUCCUUUGGUGCCAACAUUAAUGUGACUGACGAGCAUGGAGACACGGCUUUGCAUAUCGCAGCAUGGCACGGCUUUCCAACAAUUAUGCAUGUUCUGUGCGAAGCAGGAGCCCACACACACCUUCGGAACAAGGAAGGUGAAACUCCAAUCCAUACAGCAUCGGCUAGGGGCCACCUUGAAAGUGUCCGCUGCCUCCUUGAAGCUGGUGCUGACCCUGACCUUUUAGACAAGCAUGGUUGCACAGCCCUCCACUUGGCUUUGAGGAGGCACCAUGUCUCCGUGGCUCUGCUCCUUCUUCACAAUGGCUGCCAAACUGAUGUCGUCGACAAUCAUGGGGAGACUGCAAUCCACGUGGCUGCUCGUGAUGGCCUGCUAUCCGUAGCCCAGACACUAUGUGCCUUUGGAUGCAAAGUUGAUGUGCCAAACAAGGCUGGGUUGUAUCCUCUGCACCUUGCUGCAAAAAAUGGCCACACCGAAAUUGUGCGCUGUCUGUGCCUCGCCGGCUGCAAUGUCGAUCAAAAGAACAGGGAUGGAAUACCAGCGGAGAUCACUGCGCUUGCUCAAGGCCACAGUUCUAUAGGUGACCUGCUGAAUCGACUGAGGAAUGAGCAACUGAAGGAAGAGUACAUAGCUCAAAUGAUACCGGGGACUCAGCCGCUCUCUCGGAUAAAGCUCAAGGUGCUUGGACACAGUGGUGUGGGAAAAACAACAAUGCUGGAGUCACUGAAGUGUGGAUACUUCAGCAGCUGGUUUCGACGCUCCAAGACGUCUCCUACAUCACCAAGGCCAAAGUCAACGUCGGGACCUCACAGCAGCCGAUCCAGCACCCCAGCGAUGGACGAGUACACCAUCGACACAGACAGUGAGAACAACAUUAGAACUGCUGACCUCAAUGAAGCCAGCGACAUGAACGACUACAAGAAAGCGAUCACACCUCCCGCUCUCCUCAUCUCCAGCUGUGCGGAUAUGAUGAGCAACUCGCAGCCAUUGUUUUACGAGACUACAAAUGCCAACUACACGCAUGGCGUCGAUGUGCAGCAGGUAACUGUGUCUGGUGUCGGUGACCUGAGCAUAUGGGAGUUCUCGGGACAUGAGCCAUACCUGAUGCUGUACGACCACUUUGUGGGCAAUGCCCACUGCCUUCACUUAGUUGUGUUCAGCCUUGCUGAACCUGUGCACACCCAGAUCAGGCAGGUCUCCUUCUGGCUAGCUUACCUGCAGGCAAGGGCGCCACCUGUUGAACCCUUGGGAAUGGGAGGAAAAAGUGCCUCACCCCUCAGAGUGGCGCUGGUGGCCACCCACGCGGACGUCUGCGCGAGCAACGCCAACAGGAACCAAAACUGUGAUGUGCUGCAGCAGCAGAACAAUGCCGAAGCCGAUGCAAAGAUCGUCCUAGCAGCUGCACGAGAACGCUUCCAGCACGUUUUCGACCUGCAUGAGACAGUGUUUGUCGUGGACGCCCACGUUGUUGGUUCGCAAAGUAUGAAGUCUCUCAAGCAAUACCUCUCCAACAACAGAGCCAAAAUUGUGCAGAACCUUCCCAAGAGCACCGGCUUUCUGGAAUCGAUGGUGGGACACCUUCCCAAUUGGAGAAAAUCAUCGCCGUCGUUUCCAGUGCUUACCUGGCGCCAGUUUAUGGAUAUGGUGCACAUACAAGUGAACCCUCUGGCGGGGGAAGAACACAUGCGUGAGCUUAUCCACCAGCUCCAACUAAUGGGAGAGGUGCUGUACACAAAAUCAGAAACGGAGGACAUGGUCGUGCUCAAUCCUAAAUGGCUCUGCAGUUCUGUCAUUGGAGAGCUGCUUUCCCAGGAACACCUUGAGAAAGCACGCGUGACUGGCUGCUACACCGUGGAAGAUUUCCAGUUUGCCUUCCCAGACACAGAUGCUAUAGACCUCUUGCAGGUGCUGGAAAACCUCAAGAUGUGCACGAAGUGUGACAAUGACGGUGAUGUGGAAUACGAAUUUCCAUGCUACAAUUUGGUUGAAACUCUGGAAGGCCUGUGGGACCCUUCGGAUCCACGUUACACCCAAGGCGUGUAUUGUGGUGUGCACGUCAUUCCAUUUGAUGACUUUCCACACAUUCUGGCCAUAAUCUUUACCAGGAUACAGGUUCAGCUGCGACGUGCAUCAAUGGAACAUGCAGAUUCAGAUAGUGAUCUGUACCAAUGGCUGCGGGGCAGCAAGUUUUGCAGCGGAGCGCUGGAGGGAAUGCUCACACUAGUUGACAAUGACAGUGCUUUAGAAGUGAAGGUGCGUGGUCCACGUGGUUCAUCUUCAAGCUGUUUCUACUUCCUGGAGGACCUGCUGAUGGUUGUUGACGACGUGCUAGGUGAAGUAUGUCCCGGUGCGCAGUUCGAGCGACACCUGCUGAGCGCCGCUGACCUGCGGCACCACUCACAGACUCCGGCUCGGUACCCAGCACGCCUCGUCAUGCGCGCCAUGCUCAAUGAUGGCGGCCUGCACGCCCAAGUGCUGCAUCCGCAGACCGGCAUGCCCGAAUCGGCGUGCGACCUCCUUUGCUGCCGUGACGUGGCGACGGCCGCGUCGCUCGUCUGCGGGCCGGACACUCACGCAUCGCAGCUUUCGCUGCUGACGCGCCAGAGGCUGGGCGCCGCACUCGAUCCGCCCGAGAAGCUGGGACGGGACUGGUGCCUCCUGGCGGUGCAAUUGGGCAUGACCGAGCGUCUCCCCGAGUUGGACCCGGAGUCCAAGGAGUCCGGCGUGCUGGCGACUUCGGGCAAGAGCCCCAUCGCGAGGGUGCUUGGGGAGUGGACUCUGGUGAUGGACAGUACCAUAGGGCAUCUCGCUCGUGCGUUGGAUGAACUGGGCAGGGGAGACGCGGCGGACAUUGUGCUGGGGACGUCGCCGCUCGUCAAGGUAGCGGUCACCGCAGCGCCCGUGUCACCUGUGUCGCCGACGGUGGGCAGGCACGACGUUGACGCCAGGGUGGCGGCGGCCGUUUCGGCAGCUUCGAGUUCGAACAUUUCGCGUUAGUGCCUAUAGUUCUGCUUUGCUUUCCUUCAUUUCGUUUCCCGCUUCUUGAGUGCGGUGUGUGCAACGUAUUUCUUUGUACAUAAUAUACGUGCUUGGAGAAGACAUGGCAGCAGCAGUUUCAGCAAUGUCAGUUCGAACAUUUUUCGCUGGUGCUUAUAUACCUUUUUUAUUCGUGGCCAAGGUGCGACACGCUUUUCAUACGCGAGUGUGCUUUUGCGACAAAGUUUGUCUUUGUUAUGACUACAUUUUUGUUUGAUGUGUAGCCGGUGUACAAAACCUUUUGAGUGACUUUUGCAGCAAGAACAAAUCAAAAAGCUAACGUGUGAGGAGUGACUCUUGGUGAAUGCUAUGAAUUGUCAUACGAUUACCAGAAACAUUCUAGCAUGAAGAACAAAACACCUAAAUAUAGACUACCACUGUUUGUGGGAGCAAACUACAUACAACACAGUGCACCAGUAUGACGGCUACGAUAAAGUGUGGAGUUCGCUCGAUUGUUUUUAUAUGUUGCUUCUCAGAGCUGCUUUCUACACUUGCUCAAUGUUUGUGAAAGUAAUUGAUGGCAAGUUAUAACACCGUUAUGUUUGUGAUAGUCUGUGACUAUAUUUCAGACCUUUCUUUUUGGUCCUAUUGUAUAAUCUUGAAGACCUCUCUCGCUCACCGCUUCUGUAGACUUAGCUAAAAAGGAUAUUACUACGAGGCUGGACUGUAUGAAUACUAGAUCAGUCCUGGCUUCUUGCAAUACUUUCUUUUUGUAGCUCAGAAAUGGAAUGUUUUGAAAUAAUUUCUUUCUAUUAAUUCUUUGAUCUUAUUUUUUCAGUUUGACAUACAGUACAGUUUGUUGAGGUUACUAUGAUGCUAUAAAGAGUGCACAUUUGUACAUAUAAGGCUGUUACGUAUGGCAAAUUCAACUAAUCAAAUAGUUUUAAUAGUGAGGAUACAGCUAGAGCAUCUAACACAAGCCAACUAAGACAGUGUCUUUCCUCAUGUAGUUAGAGACUCAGGCCAAAUAGGAUGCUUCUCAUGUAACAUAUAGCAUUCAUCUGCAUAGAUAAGUGUCAACUGAACUCCUGCAAGGCCUUGCACAUGGGCAGUUUAGUAUGUUGUUAGGAUGUGCUGAUGAGAAAUUCUUGCUUGCUGUGAUUUGCUACUGCUAAAUAUGUGUGAGGACAGAAAUGCAUUACUUUGCAAUGUUGAAAGAAACACAUGGUGAAUGUAAAUUAGGUGGCACUUAUUUGCAGGGCUGCUUGCUUUUCAGUAAACUUGAGACACUACUGCUACUUAAUUUGUUUUGGUGAAGAUAUGUAGUUCAUUGUAUAAGUGCAAUUUAAUAUUGCGAACUGAUUACUGAUCUACUUCUUGACAGACGACUGCAGUUAUGGCAAGGGUAGCGCAAAAUACAUUUGUUUGUUUCAUUUUUGUUAGCUUACGGUUCACAUCUAACCAGUGUGCAUGUCUAAAAAGAAAGACUUUUGCCUGUGCUAGAUCACUUCAGAUCGAAUCAUAUAAGAAUGUACUUUGCCAAACAUGAGUUUGAGUGAAUUGGUCGGUAUACAAAGCGCGAAAGUGUAUGGUGAUUUGCAGCAUUUUUUGUUAUGUGAAUUAUUUAAGCAGUGUCUGCAUUCACCUUAGUGCAAGGACAGGCGUUGUGCGAUGCAGGGAAGUUCAAAAUUCUGUCAGGACAGUCCACUUGUCCUUCCCUUGCAAAGCACGGUGAUGUGUUUAUGCUACUGGUCUUCACUUCAGCAUUAUUUGCUUGUUAUGAAUGCUUUAUUCACGCUGUUAUAUCAGUUAUUGUAGAAUUUAUACAGAAACUGGAGCUAACAAUUGUAAGAGCAUUCCGGUUUCAUCCAUAAAAUAACCUGAGCAUUUAUAACAAGAUCAGUACCGCGUCUUAUCGUCAGGCUACUAACCGCAGUUGUUAGAAAAACAAGAUAUUCGUAUUGGUUAUGCAGUUGUUUAUCUAUUACUUUGAGUUAGGUGUCCACAUGUGAUCCUACUUCGACUCAGCGUUGCAAGAAUGCGUGCAGGUGUUUUGCCCUUAUCCUAUCUCGGUUCUCUAUGAAAUGUCGAAGCAUUUGCAUGUUCCCCAGCAUUUAUCACUGACUACAUUCAGUACAGUGUCUGAAAAGUGCCAAGUAGGUAAAUCUUUUUUAUCAAAAUGACGUUCUGGAAGCAUGUGGCGUGCCCAAAAUGUAUGCCCUCAUAUAAUAUCCAGAAUUUCUAACAUCUCUGAUAGUAAAUUUUUUACGCGCAUCCGCAGUAUGUUCUCGCUUGUAGGAAGGUAGACGGUUUUUCGCUCGGAAUGAAAAUCGAUGGUUCAGGUGCUUUGGCCGUGCAAUGUUGCCGCUUAUUGAAUGUGCUAAGCAAGAGAUCGUUGCGAGCGUGAUAUUGAAAUGAUAUGAAAUAAGCAUUGGCCCAUGCGCGACGAUGUCGGUUGUUAUUCUGCCAAAAGGAACAGUGCAAUCACUUUUGAGUAGAACUGCUGCGUGUCUAACUUUACGCUACUCAUGCAUCGUUGAUUUUUGUUGCUGCUUUUUUUUUCUACUCGUGACAAUAAACUUGCCAUUCAAGAAC
This is a messenger RNA of Rhipicephalus sanguineus (brown dog tick), 6108 nucleotides long. RefSeq names its product death-associated protein kinase 1. The transcript has 19 exons. The coding region runs from base 16 to 3534 and encodes 1172 amino acids. Gene Ontology annotation, biological process: regulation of transcription by RNA polymerase II; signal transduction. Gene Ontology annotation, molecular function: RNA polymerase II-specific DNA-binding transcription factor binding. The record is from RefSeq and is a predicted model, not a curated record. NCBI's taxonomy places the organism in Eukaryota, Metazoa, Arthropoda, Arachnida, Ixodida, Ixodidae. Gene Ontology annotation, cellular component: nucleus.